CUCUCAUCAUGUACCUGCUAGUAAUGUACAUCUCUCUUCUGCUGAGCAUCGUUCCAGCUCAGAGUCGUUCUGUUGCGAAUUACUUCAGCAGGAUCUCUGAAGAGACUGAUGCCAGCACUGAACAAGAUGAUGAUCCAACGUCAAGAAUAAUGGAGGAUAACAAACAUUCUGAACAAGGACCGGAGGAUCCUGUGAUCAUGUUUGGAGACAUUGCUGUAGCAACAGGGUUACAGAAUGCAGAUCCAUGCACAGCUAAGGGGUGCAAAUGGGAUAGAAGCAGAGACGGAAAAGUCUAUGUGCCCUACGUCAUCUCCAACCAGUACUCUCCGAAAGAAAGAGAGGUGAUUGAAACAGGCCUGAAAUCUUUCGACAAGUCAACCUGCAUUCGAUUCGUUCCUCACAAUGGACAAAGGCACUUCAUCGACAUAAAGUCCGAUAAGGGCUGCUAUUCAUCUUUGGGACGUCAAGCUGAAAGCCAGGUAGUGUCUCUGGAACGCCCUGGGUGUAUUAGUCACAAAACUGUUCAGCAUGAGCUGCUUCAUGCUCUCGGGUUCCAUCACGAGCAGAACCGCAGUGACCGUGACAAACACAUUCAAAUUAUUUUUGAAAACGUGGAUCCUGUAUACGAGCACAAUUUUAAAAAACAAACCACCAACAAUCUGGCAACUCCCUAUGACUACAACUCUGUAAUGCACUAUGAAAGAGAUGCUUUCUCUGUGAACCAUAAACCAACCAUGAUUCCCAUUCCAAACCCCAAUGUUGAAAUUGGUAAAGCUAUAAAAAUGAGCCAAAAUGACAUCCUUCGUGUUAACAGACUCUACUGCGAAUAAGUGAUGCUGGGCUACACGAAGAGGAUGUCUGAAGACCCGAUUUAUCCCCGUCUCCUUUGUAUACUGUAUUACAAUGUCAAAAUGAUGUUACAUCCUCUAUUUUCAUAAAAAGUUAAGUGCAGCGUCUUUUGGGGAAAACCAGCACAUUCUACUUCUAUAACCAUUUGUCUGUGUGCAAUAAAUAUAAAAAAAUGCAAGUAAA
This is a messenger RNA of Triplophysa dalaica, 1032 nucleotides long. RefSeq names its product low choriolytic enzyme-like. The transcript is spliced from 9 exons. Gene Ontology annotation, biological process: proteolysis. The record is from RefSeq and is a predicted model, not a curated record. Gene Ontology annotation, molecular function: metalloendopeptidase activity; zinc ion binding. NCBI's taxonomy places the organism in Eukaryota, Metazoa, Chordata, Actinopteri, Cypriniformes, Nemacheilidae. Bases 9 to 830 code for a protein of 273 amino acids.